Molecule: messenger RNA, 1083 nt
Organism: Thermochaetoides thermophila DSM 1495
Lineage: Eukaryota; Fungi; Ascomycota; Sordariomycetes; Sordariales; Chaetomiaceae
Exons: 3
Coding region: 1-1083 (360 amino acids)
Source: RefSeq, a predicted model, not a curated record
AUGAGGCUCUCUACAGCGGCAUCUACGAUCUUGGGCAUGGCAUCCUUGGCGGUUGGCAAGUCAGUUGCCCGUCGGGACGGCCACCUUCGGGGAGGGGCAUCGGCCGAUGUUGUGAAGACCCAGGUCACCAGCAUCAUUGCGACAGAUGCUCACCUUGCCGAGCUUGCUCGCUUGAUUGGUCUCAAUCGCGGUGCCGGCACAUCCAUCAACUUCUUAUGGGUGAACUUGGGUGGCGGAGCUGCUACCACAGUCAUUAACACCGCUUCGACUGUCACAGUAACCCAGACCGUCGCGGCGACCGCCCCUCCUGCCGUCGUCACUGGCGUCGAUGGCGCCACAACAACGAUCGCUGAUACCCCAACCACCACAGUGGUCGGCACAGGUGCCACUCACAGUGUCACUGUUGGUGGUCCUGCCGGUCUUAUUUUCAACCCUCCUCAGAUUCAAGCUUCCAUAGGUGACACCGUCAUCUUCACCUUCCUCAGCCAGAACCACACUGCCACACAGUCCUCUUUCGAGACUCCCUGCCAGCCUCUUGAGGGCGGCAUGGAUUCAGGAUACCAGGCCAACCCCAACAACACGGUCAACCCGCCCCCGCAAGUUGCGAUGCAGGUUAUGGUUGACACUCCGCUCUGGUUCUACUGCCGCCAAGGCAACCACUGCGGUCGCGGCAUGGUCUUCAGCAUCAACCCGACGGCAGACAAGACCCACGCACAGUUCCAGGCCCUUGCCAUCCAGCAGAACGGCAAUGGCGCUGGUUCUGCUAUCACCGGCAAUCCUCCGCCCGCCGCUGCGGACCCGAACCCUCCGGCUCCUCCUGCUGCUUCUGACUCGACGACCUCGCUGGCUCCCUUGCCGACAACCAUCGACGCCGGUGCUGGUGGCGCCGUCAGCCCACCGCCCGCGGCUAGCACAGACAUCGUCACCGGCAUUGGGCAGAUCGGAGAGAAUGGCGCCUGCGUAUGCGCUGUGCAGUGCAGCUUCCCUGGCUUCCCUGCUGCUGUGCAAGGGAGGGAUAGCUUUGGCGGUUUCGGUGGUUCUGUCCCGAUGAAUAUGAUCCAGCCUCUGCGCUUCAGGGCUUAG